AUGGACGAAGCAGCUUUACGUGCCAUGAUGCCCAUUUCGUUUGGCAAGAGGAGAGCGCAGCAGGCGAGGUGGGCAGCUGCUUCAGCGACGAAUGCGGAUGCGAAUGCGAGUGUGAAUGCGGAAGGGCUGGCAGCCGUUGGUCAGGACAAGGAAGAGAACGAUCUCAGUUGCAGCGUGUUAGGGAAAAGAGUGGCUGGCACAGACGAGGCCGACGCGGAUGCGGACCAGGACGAUGGCUUGACGCCAGAGGAGCGUGCUGCGAACAGGGAGGCAGAGAGACAAGAGAACGAGAGGCGAGCAAAAGGGAUCGCUUCCGACGAUUCCGACGAUUCCGACGACCAAGAUUCUGACGAUGACCAAAUAGGACCGCCGCUACCGCCUCGCACAUCUUCAUCUCGAAUCCCGCCCAGGUCGAUGCCGCCCAUUACACAGACGGCCACUUUGAGUGGUAUCCACGCGAAAACGCUGUCUGCACUCGCGGUCGAUGCCUCGGGCUCACGCUUUGCUCUUGGCUCGUACGACUCGUAUCUGUCGCUGUACGAUUUUGGAGGCAUGACAUCGAGUCUUGAGCCAUUCCGACACUUCGAGCCGACGCACGAGACUUACCCGAUCGUCGAUCUGAGUUUCAACACCAACUCGUCCCACCUGCUCGUAAUCAGCGCUACGCGCGAGGCCAAAGUAUUCACUCGAGACGCUGCCGAAAUCGGUACGUGCCGUAAAGGUGAUCCGUACCUUCGCGAUAUGAGACGAACCAGUGGUCACGUUUCCGCACUCACAUGCGGCAUGUUCGACUCACACGAGCUGGCCAAAUUCUACACGGGCGCUUCGGACGGUACGGUACGUAUCUGGAGCGAGGAAUCCAUGCACAGAGCUCAGCACGAUAUGAUUGUGCUCAAGAGUAAGAGUCGAGGCACAAGGACCAAGGUUACCGCGAUCGCGUGCGAGCGCGAGCGCAUCUGGGCGAGUGGUGAGGAUGGCGCACUGCGCAUGUGGGAUUUGAGGGAGAACCUCAACGGCCGACCGAGGCAUUGCGUCGAUGCGGCACACGAGCCCGAUUCUUGGACGAGCUGUAUCGCGACGAGUGGCGAGACGGUGGUAACGAGGGGUGGCGAUGCAACGGUGAAAGUGUGGGAUGCGAGAAAACCAACAAGGCCGGUGGUGGAAAGAGCGGAUUUGGCCAACGCAUCGGCACAUACAGGCGUCAUCUUGGAUCCUUUCAACUCGCGCAGUCUGAUCACUGGCGUUUCAGAUCGUGUUCAAGCGCGGCGCAACGGUGGACAUGACGACUUGGUUUCGGCCGACGACCGAACCGACUCAAGUAUCGUUGUCCUCGACGUGCUCGAUCUCUCCACUCUGUGCACGCACACCACGUCGAGCACGCCGGUUCGACUGCACUGGUCGUCGCACACCGACCAGCUCUUCGCCACGCACCGAAACGGCUCUCUCUCGAUCCUCUACAACCCUACGCGAUCGACCAACGGCAUAACACUCGCGCUUGCACGUCGCGCCCACUCUCGUCCUCAAAGCCCCACCGCCGACUCAUACGCAAUCGCCACCCACACCACUUCCACCGCCCCAAGCGAGUCGGCCAAACGUCGACGACUUGCACGUGCCCGCCAAGACCCGCACCAAACUCUGCUCCCACAACCACCCCUCCACGGCCCAGGCAAAGCCGGUCGCAUCGGCGCCGGCGUCCAGCAGAGCUCCGUCCAGAACCUCUACCGCAAUCCAGACGACCUCAACAUCGACCCCAGAGAGGCGCUCCUCAAAUACGCCAACCGCACCGCCCACACCGAGCAUCACCUCGACCCACACCACCAAUAUAACCCCCCACCCUAG
Molecule: messenger RNA, 1839 nt
Organism: Mycosarcoma maydis (corn smut)
Lineage: Eukaryota; Fungi; Basidiomycota; Ustilaginomycetes; Ustilaginales
Exons: 1
Coding region: 1-1839 (612 amino acids)
Biological process (GO): regulation of DNA double-strand break processing
Cellular component (GO): nucleus; site of double-strand break
Molecular function (GO): protein binding
Source: RefSeq, a predicted model, not a curated record